This is a messenger RNA of Solanum lycopersicum (tomato), 2954 nucleotides long. NCBI's taxonomy places the organism in Eukaryota, Viridiplantae, Streptophyta, Magnoliopsida, Solanales, Solanaceae. The record is from RefSeq and is a predicted model, not a curated record.
GAUGUAGUUUGAUGAGUAGUUAUUUUUCGAAGAAAAACACGAUUCCAAAGAGUCAUCUAUGUGCAUUGUUUUUAGCUAAAAAAUUCAUAGAUGAUGACUCGGCUGUUUCAUUGGUCAUUCUGUACUUCAUUAAUGAUUUUUUGUUUUCAUAUGAGGACAACGAAUAUCAAAUUAGCAAUAGAGAUUUUUACCUUGUGGAAAGUGGAAAAUUCAAUUCAUAUCUAUGGGGUUUAGAUGUCUACAAAAAGUUGUCUGAUUCUGUGAGACAUGAGCUUAAGUCAAAGCAUAAAUACUAUCGAAUUGGUGGCUUGCCUCUUGCUCUUCAAAUUUGGAUAUUUGAGUGUUGUUCAAAGGUUGAUGAAGAUAUAGUUAUUCGUGUUGCUGAUUCUAUUCCAAGAAUCUUGAAUUGGAAGACAAUUGCAGAAAGUCUAUGAUUAAAAUAUAUUGAGAAAUGUCUCUUCAGGCCUACAAAAAAUAAGGUAUUUUUACAAAGUUAAUAUACUUUAUUACAUUGUUUAUUUCAACUCAAGUUACUAUAUCUAAUUUAUUUUUUGUAUUUAAUUUUUGAGACAAAACAUCCUUUUUUAUAUGCAAUCGGAGGAGAUGAUGAAUCUGAUUUGAUCGAUUCAUUCACUAAGUGGCUUUAUAUGGGUACAAAAAAGAGGUAAUUUAAUUUUGAUGUUUUUUGGAUAAUAUUCCUAAUUUAUAAUAUAUGCAAGCUUAAUUCAACUUGUGGAACAUUCUGUACCUCUUCUUUAGUUUCGUAUUUGCCUCUUUUUUAGUUGUUGUCGUCUCGGUUUUGAGUAUUUUUUAAUUUUUGUUCUGUUUUGAUAGGGGAAAGAAACCUUAUACAAAUGCUCUUCAUGUUAUCAAUCCAACAUUUGAAUUGGAUAUCUGUACGGUAGAUGAAAGACUCUGGUUUUACAAAUUGACACUUCUGGACAACAAUAUAUAAAUUUUAGUUGGACGUUAAUAUUUCUUUGAUUCUUUUUGUUUCUCAAUCUUGAGUUUGCUUUUGUCUCUUCAUAAGAGUACUUCAAGGAUAUUCUGUGAUACUUUCACAAUUGAAAUUAUAAAAACUGAUGAAAAUCUUGUUGCAGACUACCUAUCGAGAAAAAGGAACUCAAACUGAACCAGAUACAAUAGAAGAAGUACUCAAAGCCAUUACUACACUUUCUACGAAGGUGGACAGUAUGGAAAAAGAGUUACAAAAUCUAAAAGCUAAUAGUCAGCAGCAUGACUAUAAAUAUGCGGAGCUACGCCAACAUGCAGAGUUACAUCGAUCGGAAGACGCAAAAAUUCCAGAACUAGAAGGAGAUGUUGGGAAACUCCUUAAAACCCAUAACAUUAACAUUGCUAAUGUUGCAGGUACAAGUACAACAGCUAUGGAAAAAACUACAUCAAAAAAUACAAACCUAAACAGCUUAUUUACAAAACCAUUUAUUCCAAAGGCACAGAUAGUAGAAACCCUAACACCACAAACAUCUACAUAUGCAGCCAGCCUACACAAGGAAAAGAAAAUAUAUAACCAUAUAUCCCAAACUUACAUUGAAAACCUUUACAAAAUUCAGACUUUUUUAAAUCUCAAACCCAAAUCUACCACAACUACAAAAAAAACCAAGGAUUAUUUAACCCAAAAAUUACAAGGCUAUAACAAGUUAAUUGCACAACCUAAAACCAACCCAAACUUAGUUAAAACCUGUUACAACUAUGGAUUACUUAAUACUGUAUAUACAUAUGAUGGAACAGAGAUAAGUGGAAUCCUGGAGAUCCACAAAGCCUUUUUAAUAUACAAAAGAAUUACAAAAGGAAAUUUAUUUUUUAUAAAAUUUUAUACGACACCAGCUGAGAUACUUUAUGACGAGAUAAAACCAAUGAUCCAGAUAGUAAAAAUUGGAUUAACACGAGAAAUGAUAAUACCUGAAGACAUAAGGCAACAACCAGAGAUACCAAAAGUUGAGAUACCCAGUUUUUAUGCAAAUAAAAGAAUAAUUGGUUUAUCAACUAUCAUACAAGAAUUGACUAACAACUAUCUACAAGGAAAUGCUAUAUGGAGCUACUAUUCAAGAGAUCAUUUAAUGAUAUAUGCCAAUUCACGAGAGAUAAGACAAACAGAUAUGGAGGAAGUCCAGAAAUGUUUUUUAUCCUUAUUAAAACCAGAAGCUACUCCAACAACUAGAGCGAUAAUACAAGGAUUCAUCUCCGAAGAACUAAUGACAAGAUAUUGCAAGCUAAUUGGUCACAAAUAUCCAGACCAUAUAUGUUCCAAGUGCAACCAAGGUGAUGACAUAAUUCCAGACGUACAACUGGAGUAAGCUGAGAAGAAGAAGAUAAGGAAAAAUAGACAUAAAAAUAUAUGUACAAAAUUAGUCAUAGUCAUUGUCGGUCAUUUGGCCAAAGUUUAUUUUGUCUUCUUGUAAAAAGUCGUAAAGUAAAUAGUGUCAAUAGUGUCAGUAGGUCCUAAUCAUAAAUAGUAAGAGUCAAGUUACUGUGUAAAUAGUAAAGUUCAAGUAACUGUGUAAAUAGUAAAGGCCAAUUGUCUUUUAGUAAAGAUGAAAGGUCAUUAUGUAUGUGUAUAAAUAGAGGGUUUCCCCUCAUAAAUAAAAUCAUCAAUCUUCCAAUCAAUCCUCCACCAUCCUCUUCUCUCUACAAUAUUUUCUUUUUUCCGCUUCCAUCCAAAAAUUGGACUAUGGAGAAAUCUGGAGCUACAAAUCUACAAAAUCAGGUAUACACUCUUAAAUUUAUGAGUAGCUAAAUAAAUUUAUUCCUGAAAAUCUCUUGUUGAUUAUAAUUGUUUAUCAUGACUUAAUAAUGCUCUAAUAAGCAUCUUUAGAAGGUUUUCUACAGAAAUAUCCUUCGAAUAAGUAUGCCCAGACUAUGCCAUCCUAAGAUUGAAACCGGUAGGCAAGAAGGCCGUUUAGGGGAGUAAACAAAGUUGAGGCGCUGUUAGGGUA